Molecule: messenger RNA, 676 nt
Organism: Paraglomus occultum
Lineage: Eukaryota; Fungi; Glomeromycota; Glomeromycetes; Paraglomerales; Paraglomeraceae
Source: the annotation of a GenBank genome assembly
AUGGCCUCCACGUCUCCACUAACUUCCCCGAAAAAAAGAAAACUAUCAAAUUCUUCUCCUGGCGAGGAGACCCGGCGGGUUAUAACAGAAAUCAACACCAGCAAAAAGGUAAAACCUGAUUCGGCGUCGCCGGGAAGUGUACCUCACAACGCCGUUCCUCCUGAUUUACUAUUACGGUUAACCAAGAAAGAAGAAGAAGUUCAAACACUGCUGACCGAACUUCAAUCGUUGUCCCAAGUAUUAACACCGGACUUUUCAUAUGAUCCGUCUCUUCGCAAAAAAUUUCUUGAUCCUGCAAUUAAUGCCUUGUUUCGAACGAUGAAAAAAGAUAUUGAAGAGAAAAACAAAAUUAUCGAGGAAUUACAGCGAGAACUUGAAGGAAUAAACUUUACAUCAAAUAGCAUAACGGGUAAGAAGUUGGUAUCCAAGCUAAAAGCUUUACAGUCAGAAAAUGAAGAAUUGGGGCGGCAGUUGCGUCAGGGAAGAGUUGAACAAUAUGAAGUCGAGAUAUCCUUACAGAGGAAGAUGAUCAAUGAAUUAAAAGCAAGUCUUGAAGAGUCCGAAGAGCAGAACCAUUCCCUAGAUAGUGAAAUUGAAAAGCUUCAGGAUAUUGUGUUACAGCAAGCAGCAAAGUUAAAACGUUAUGAAGAGAAGUCCAACCGGGUGUUGGAAGAUG